GUGCUCUGAUUGGUCCACCGGGCUGUCAAUCAUCGCUGUUUACAUCAAACGUUGCGAGAUGGAAUUUCCCAGGUUACAGCAUAGACCAGCAGACCACUUCCGCAAUACAUGUCUGAGCAGAGAGAGGGACGAGAGGCCACUGCGAGCUGAAAGUUCAGAGGACCAUGUAUAGAAAGUGAGCAGCAGCAAUGGAAGGCAAGGGCCCGUACCGCAUUUAUGAUCCAGGAGGGAGCGAGGUCAAGGCCAGGGAAGAGGGUGGAGUGGGAAUCAACUAUCGACAGCUACUGGAGGAGAACAGCAUGCUACGGGAGCGGAUGAAGGGACUGAAGAGCUUAGGUGAUUUGCUGGAAGAGUCUCAAUCAGAGGCAUCGAGGCUUCGGCAGAGAGUGGAGGAACUUGUGAGAGACAACGAGGCCCUCAAGUCCUCCAGCUUUGCAGCCAGUCUGUGCGUUGGAGGGCCCAUUCAGAGUGAGACACACAGUAAACCCUGUUUACACCCCACUGCAGAGCAGAAGGAGGAGCAAACAAGCUGUCUGGGGAAGACCCUUCAGCCUGAGAAGCCCAGUGAGACUUCACCAGAGUUUGAGGUUGUGAAUAUGGAUGGGCAGACUACAGAUGCACUGACUGCCGGCUCAGCGGCAGGAGUAAUCCCCCUCCUGCCUCAAGAAAAUAUCGAGUUAGCAAGCCAGCUGAAGAGACUGGAGAGCUCCUUCAGCAUAUUCGCAGAGGAGUCCAACCCAAACCACCUGUUGGCUCACCUCGGACGAAUGGCUGUGGAGUUUCACCAUCUUUCCUCAAAGGUCCAAAAGAAUGAACAGAGGACCUCUCUCCUACAGACUCUGUGCGAGCAGCUCAGGCAGGAGAACAAUGAGCUUAGAAAGAAAAUGGAAGAGGAUCAUCAUAUCAGGAAUCGAGACUUGGAACAGCUGAGACAGGAGAAUCAGAAACUAAAGGAGCUGGUUACAGGUGGAGCAACAGCAGCAGGAUUAUCUGUAGCACCAUCGGACACCGAAGUUCCAGAGGCCAAAGAGGAGCCUAUGAAGGAGGAAUCAGCCGCUGUCAGGCCGAAGAUGGAGGCCACCACGCCGCAGAAGAGUGGAAAAGCUGCAGAGAAAACCCCAACUAAACCUUGUGAUGUAGAGGUGUAUGAAAAGAAGAUCAAGCUUUUGGAGAAGCAGAGAAAGGAUGUACUGGAGGUGAACAAGCAGUGGGACAUUCAGUGGAACUCCAUGAAGUCACAGUUUGAACAGAAGAUCACAGACCUCAGACAACGGCUUGCUGAGUCCCAGAAAACCGUGCUUGAGCUGGAGGCAGAACGUGAGCAGAGGCAGCGUGACUACGACAAGAAGCUGCUACUAGCCAAGUCCAAGAUUGAAAAUGUACAGGGGGAGAAGGAGUGCCUCAACUCUGAGACCACUGAGCUGAAGCAGAAGAUUCGCUACCUGCAGGAUCAGCUGCUGCCCCUCAGCAAACAGAGGGAGUACCAGGAGAAGGAGAUCCAACGCCUCAACAGGGCUUUGGAGGAAGCCUUAAAUCUGCAUUCUCCGUCAUCCUCCCAACAACCACCUGGCCAGGGUAACUUUGCUGAUGCAGCCAAUAACCUAAAGAAACAGGAACUGCUCACUCAAAUUGCUGUACUAAAAGAACAGGUGAAGAUCUUUGAGGAAGACUUCAGAAAAGAGAGGAGUGACAGGGAGCGAAUGAAUGAAGAAAAAGAGGACCUGAGGCGGCAAGUGGAGAGACUCCAGGGUCAGAUUACUAAUUUGACCAAUCAGCUUCAUCAGGCACAGAAUGAGUGUCAGAGAGAGCGUACAGAGAGAUGUAAGCUGGAGAGACUGCAGAUGCAGCAUCACAAACAGGGGCAGCAGCAGGAAAGACGUACCUCAGACCCCACGUCAGGCUCAGUGAACGGCCCGCUGAGCCCUCCCUACUGUGGUCCCUUUGUGCAGGUGGGACCGCAGGGCCUUGAGGGCUGGCCCAUACACUUCCCUCCCCGGAUGCCCAAUGCAGCAGGCGCCACAGCCGCAGCCGCCGCAGCACCGCCCCCUGUACGAGACUUCCAGCCUGUUACCCCGGGUUUUCCUUGGCAGUCGUCAUUCCCGCAGCCUAGAGGGGCCAGAGCAGUAGGAGAGAGUUCAAGACCACCGCCAGAGAAUGCAGAUCAGUCUGCAGCCGCUGCAGGUGCAGGAUUUGGAAAAAGGGAGCGACAGAACAUAGACCCUGGAAAGCACUAAAGUAUCACCAUACCCACCAAAUGGAGUCUGGGUAGUAGCAUGAAAUCAGUUUGUGUUUGAGUUGACAAGGUGUGAUUUGAUCUAUAAUUUUCCUACUGAGCUGUAGAUAUCCUAUUGUAAUGUUGUUUAUACUUGCGUUUUAUAAGGCUAUUUGUGAAACACUUGGCUAUUCUGAAUAUAUACACAUUGAAAUAUUUAGAUUUUUUUUUUUUAUCAGAAACUGAUAAAAAUAGGUUGGAAUAAUUAACAUCAUUCUUUUUCCAGAAAAUAUGCCUGUGAUUGUCUCUACAACUGUAACGACUUGACACUUGGUUUGUUACUUGUAGGGUUACAGCAAGCCAUUCCCCAGUAUGACUAAGACUACAGACACUCAUUCCAACAAUGAAUGAUUAUAUAGGUACAUUUAAUUGUAGAAUUUACAAUGUGAAUUGUCCCAUGUGUGUAACUGUUCAAAAGUGGCUGUUGAAAUACAAAAAUUUUGGGAAAUGAAUUUUGAUGGUAUCAUACCAAAAACAUGAUUGUGAUUGAUAAUUUAUUUAUAACCUGCCGUUUUGAUAGUUGCAUUGACUAAGUGUAAAUCAUUGUCUUUAGUAAUGCUGUUCUUUCUAUGUUGUUAGUGUAAUCCAAAUAUUGUAUUGUAGCUAUUGACAUUGUACGUUUGUAUCAGACACAAUACACGAUGCACAAUACAUACACAACCUUUUUUUCCCCCAUGAUGAUGGACCUAAUCUCAUUAAACACAGCACUUCUACUUUACCACUCUCAUUAUGAUAUUCAUAGUCAUUUACUGCGUCCUGUACUAUUGCCCUCAGUUUAGCCCCGACAUACGCCUAGAAGUUACAACACCAAAAUGUUUAGGCAGCAGCAAUGGAAGUCUUCCUCUUUAUUCUGUUAUUUCAUGUUGCGUAAUCAGUGCAACUGUUAACAACUAGUACUGAAAGAUUCAAGUUCUGCUCAAGCAACACAGUGGAAGACUUUCCAUCAGUAUUCGGAGGCCUUAGAUCCAGUGUUACAGCAGUACAGCCACUCCUUGGAGGAAAACCUCUGCCAGGAUGCCUGGCUUUGUUCUCCGUCUUCUUCAACCAGCAAUCCAUGCCGACUGACCUGUGAACUGCUGUAACACAAAGUCAAGAGCCCCGACAACAGACACAGGAUCCACGCUUGGAGACAAUGUGUUACCAUUUUAAAAAGGCAGAUCCCAUCUCAAGUCAAGCCAGUGUUUUAACUGAAUACCCAUCAAAACUCCUUAGCUUAGUGUUUAUCAGGUAGUCAGAUGAAGGGCUUGAAAAAUGUGUGUAGAUGAAAUUGAAAAAGGCUCCAUUUUAAUCAAACCAGUUACUGGGAACAAUCCUGAUGGGCGAGAGCUGAAAUGAGAAAAUAGUGGAAUUGCACUUUGAAAAAGGUAUGCUGUAAUUAUUGGCAGUUGUAUUUUCUUGGUUUAUAUCCCUUUUUCUUGCUGUAGGCAAAAGCACAUGUGAGACUUUUUGUAUUUGACUGGCUUAAUAAAUCUAUUCUAAAUGUC
Scatophagus argus is the source of this 3756-nucleotide messenger RNA. RefSeq names its product TNFAIP3 interacting protein 1 (gene tnip1). The transcript is spliced from 18 exons. The coding region runs from base 189 to 2234 and encodes 681 amino acids. The record is from RefSeq and is a predicted model, not a curated record. NCBI's taxonomy places the organism in Eukaryota, Metazoa, Chordata, Actinopteri, Scatophagidae. Gene Ontology annotation, biological process: cellular response to lipopolysaccharide; negative regulation of canonical NF-kappaB signal transduction; regulation of transcription by RNA polymerase II.